Messenger RNA from Crotalus tigris (Tiger rattlesnake), 3077 nucleotides. Its product is annotated as adiponectin receptor protein 1-like. The transcript has 8 exons. The coding region runs from base 123 to 1256 and encodes 377 amino acids. Gene Ontology annotation, cellular component: plasma membrane. The record is from RefSeq and is a predicted model, not a curated record. Gene Ontology annotation, molecular function: signaling receptor activity. NCBI's taxonomy places the organism in Eukaryota, Metazoa, Chordata, Lepidosauria, Squamata, Viperidae. Gene Ontology annotation, biological process: adiponectin-activated signaling pathway.
GGGGUUUUAAGAGGCAGCUGGGUCCCGCUGCUGCUGCUAGGGCUUUUGGAGACAAUGGGGACGAUGGGGCUGGUGGCUUGCAGAUGGGACUGAGCCUCUGCCUGUGAAGAGGCUUCAACUGUAUGCCCCCCUCGUCCCCCAACAUGGAGCCCUUGAAGGAGCGGGCUGGGUGGUGCACAGGGUACUUGGGGGAGGAGGCUGUGGCUGAAAUGAGACCUUUGCUACAAGAGAAUGCUGGCCAGGAAAUGAAGGUGGAGCCCACAGGUUGGGGAUCAGAUGAUCCAGAGUUAGAGGAAGAAGACAUUGGUCCAGAUCCUGUGCGGGUUUUGAUGUUGCCACUUCAGGCCCAGCAUGCCAUGGAGAAGAUGGAAGAAUUUGUUUUGAAGGUUUGGGAAGGCCGCUGGCGUGUCAUGCCUUACGAUGUGCUGCCUGACUGGCUGAAAGACAAUGAUUUUCUCCUGCAUGGACAUAGGCCACCCAUGCCUUCCUUCCGUGCCUGUUUCCGCAGCAUCUUCCGGCUCCACACCGAGACUGGCAACAUCUGGACUCAUCUGCUUGGGUUCCUCUUCUUCCUGGUUUUGGGCAUUGGAUACAUGUUCAGUCCUAAUAUGAAAUAUGUGGCCCCCAUCCAGGAGCGUGUGGUCAUUGGCAUGUUUUUCCUCGGAGCCAUUCUCUGUCUCUGUUUCUCCUGGCUAUUCCACACAGUCUAUUGCCACUCUGAGAAAGUUUCUCGUACCUUCUCCAAAUUAGAUUACUCUGGAAUUGCCCUGCUCACCAUGGGCAGUUUUGUUCCUUGGUUGUAUUACUCGUUCUACUGCUCACCACAACCCCAGCUCAUCUACCUCAUCAUCAUCUGUGUGCUGGGUAUAACUGCUAUCACGGUGUCGCAGUGGGAUCAUUUUGCCACACCACAGUAUCGGGCCGUGCGGGCAGGUGUAUUUCUGGGCCUAGGGCUGAGUGGACUGGUGCCCACCCUCCAUUUCAUGAUCACGGAAGGUUUUAUCAAGGCCACGACAGUGGGACAGAUUGGUUGGCUCUUCCUCAUGGCAGUCCUCUACAUCUUGGGAGUGGGCUUGUAUGCUGCCCGCAUUCCUGAACGUUUCUUCCCGGGCAAGUGUGACAUCUGGUUCCAUUCUCACCAGAUCUUCCACGUCUUGGUGGUUGCAGCUGCCUGUGUCCAUCUUCACGGGGUCUCCCAGCUGCAGGCAUUCCGCUCAUCACUGGGCGGCAGCUGCACGGAGAACACUGUGCUCUGAUACCUUUUGAGGCCCCAGGGACACCUCUGCUGAAUGAGGGCAGCCCUCCUGUCACCCUGCACACUUCUGGAUACGGACCACAAGGGGCAGGGCCUCUCUUAAAGAGCACUGCAGCAAGUUUCCUUUUGAAAAACAAUCUUUGUGUCCCAGGUCUUCUUUGCAGUUGGGGGGAUGGCUCUCCUUUCCUCCAUUAGGGCAACCUACGCGUGAGCCUAUGUGAUAUGUGCGAGCAUGUGGAUUACACGUGUGUGUGAAUUGCCAGCAAUGGGUGUAAGGCUAAAGAGAUGGGCGAUAAUAUGGUAGGCAGUUAAUCCCUUCAGACAACUUAAAAUGCCGGUACAUGUGGGGAUUCAUAUAGAGCACGAUGGAUGCAUACAGUAUCUCCCAUAAGCUAAGGAGAUGUCUUUGUUUUUUUUUAAUGAAGUAUUCUCAGGUCUGUCCAAGCCGUGUAUAUUUGUUCAGUUCUGUUUAUGAACUGGUGCUUUUUUAAGAGGCGGAUUAUUUUCAGAUGGGUGCCCAGAAAGCAUGCUGUCUACUGAAAUACGUAACAAACUUAUUUUUGUUCCACCAAAAGUGAAAAGGGAAGGAGUAGACCACAAGAUAGGAUGACUGAGUGGCUUUGUUGCUGGACAGCAACAGAUUGUUUGCUUCUCUGUGGAAAUGUAGGUUAUAUGUCUUAAGAGCUAAGCCUACUGUCCAGAUCAACAUCAGGGCAUGGAUGAUUGGCAUAUAUCUAUUCCCCCCCAGCCACGGGAUAAAAAUGGAUGCAGUUAUGGGCCAGUAAUCCUCCCUCCCCUUGAGAUUUGUGGAUGUCUAAAUGUGUCAGCCUUCCUGGGUUUUUAGGGUACAGAAAGGGAAACAUUUCCAAUCACGACUGCAUAGAGAGAGAUCAGGGCUUUGGCUGGAGAAGCCUGCAUUUUUUUUUACCAUCAAUUUACUAGUUUGGAAAUUACAGUAGCUGUUGCUCAGUUCUCUGUUCUUUAAUCCCUGACAAAUAGUUUCAAGGAUAGGACAUUUCUUAAAUAAUAGAUUGUGUGUAUGUCUGUGCAUGUGGUGAGAAGUCAGAUUUCUUCUUCUCCCCAAGAAUCUAGAUAACAGCAAAUAAAAUAAUCUGAACAGAACUCUCACUGCUCCUCCGCCUUCUGAAGGACUGUCAGUCUACUUGGUGUUUUGCUACAGAACCCUCACCCUUUUUCUGUUGAAGAUGAGGUAUGAAGGGAAAAGUCAGUCCAGUGUAACACAAGAGUCUUCUUUCUUUACACAUCCUUCCCUGCUACUGGAAGACCAAGAGGCUCCAACUUUCAUUCUGGGUGCCAUAGUGAUGCACCUUCUUUGGAUGCUGUCAGUAGAGCACCAAUAUCAGUCUUGUAGGAAAGAGCCUAGAAUUUGGAUCUGAACCCUGAAACGUCCCUGCAAUCAAAUCUGUAACUACUGGACUCCUACAUCAGCCAAGCCAAUAUCUAAAAUGCUCUAGAACAUUCUUCCCUAAGCUGAUUGCCUUUGGAUCCUCAGUCUGCAUAACCAUUGUAUCUGGAGAUGGCACCAGCUGCUUAAAGUCUGCUCUAGAGUAAAUGCCCACCCUCUCACUCCUGCAGCAAAUUACAGUUCCUUUAAAAUAUUUUAAUAACUGUAAAGCACACAGGAUUAAGAUGCUGAGGCAGGAUGGGGAAGUCAGUUUAUUAAUUUAUUGAUAACAGCUAUAGAUCAAUCAAAGUGGUGUUAAGUACGUUGGAGAUGGUUCUAGUUCAGUGGUGGCGAACCUAUGGCACGCGUGCCAGAAGCGGUACUCAGACCCUUCUCUAUGGGCACGCACACCAUGCC